CUGGGCACUCACCCGCGCCGCGCGGCCUCUCCUCCUCCCACCCCGGCCGCGGGAGCCCGGCUCGGGCCUGCCCCGCCGCCUCCCCGCCUGCGAGGAGCCCCGCGGGCCGCGCGCUCGUGGCAUCCACCCGGCCGGCCGGCCGCCGGUGCACCCACCGAGCGGCCAGACAGCGCCGGGCGCCCGGGGGCGGCGCGGGCAGGCUCGGCGGGGUUCGGCGGGCUCGCCCUCGGCCGGGCGCCUGCAGGGGGCGCGGGGACGGCCCCGCCCCGCCGCCUUCCCUCUCCCUCCCGGCUCCCUGGAUCCGCGCCGGGAGGAAAUGAUGUGUUGCUGCCUGGUUAAUCACAGCUCCAGACACUCAUUGGCCGAGCGCGCCGCAGCCACUUCCUCCUCCUCCUCCUCCCGCUCCUCCCGCUCCGGCUCCUGCUCUUUGCAGCCGCUGCCGCCGCCGCAUCCUCCCCCUCGGCGCUGGGGGAACUUUUCUACUCUCUGUGACCGUCGCCCCGCCGCCCCCGGGGGCCGGCCCCCGGCCUGCCCCGCCGCCCCGCCGCCCCGCCCGCGGCCGCGCUCCCAGCCCGAGCCCCUGCGCCUCGGGAAGUUUAUUCCGCCCGCCCUCCUCCCCUUCCUCCUCCUCCUCACCCCGCCUCCCCUCCCUCCCCCGGCUCUUUCCCCCGGGUGGCUGCCGCUGCUGCCGCUGCCGCUGCCAGCCUGCUCCUCGGCCAGCCGUGCCGACCCGAGGGCCGGGAAGCCCGCGGCCCCACGCACCGCUCCGCUGCAGCUGCCGCCGCCGCCCGGGCCGGCCCCCGGCUCCCGGCCCCGCAGAGUUCCGGGCUCCCUAGCCGGCUGCGCCGCCCCGCCCCGCCCCGCGCCGCGCCGCGCCGCGCCGACCUGCAACACCCGGCUGCCUCGCACUCCGCCUCCCCCGGCUCUGCCCCAGGCCACGGCGGGACCAGAGAUACUCAAAGGUGGUGAAUGGUGUUGAGAUGAAUUGAGGAUUGAGAUGGGUACAGACUGAAUUCAUGCUCUCCUUUUCCAGCUAUAUUGGUG
Messenger RNA from Nycticebus coucang (slow loris), 1044 nucleotides. RefSeq names its product basic proline-rich protein-like. Lineage: Eukaryota; Metazoa; Chordata; Mammalia; Primates; Lorisidae. The coding region runs from base 317 to 979 and encodes 220 amino acids. The record is from RefSeq and is a predicted model, not a curated record. The transcript is spliced from 2 exons.